AUGGAAGAUCAGAUCGAGAGAGCCAUAGAAGUAGCAUGGAAUCCAAAAUCAGACCAAUCCCUCAAGGCUCAGGCCUUCGAUUACCUCAACCAGCUUCGAUCUCAAAGAGAAGGCUGGUCUACCUGUUUCUCCCUGGCUAUCCGAAAGCCAGCACCUUCGGAAGUGGUUCGGCAUGUGUCCCUCGAUAUUCUCAACAACGCUAUCAGGACAAGACAGUUGGGCCAUGAAGAUCUGACAGCUGUCUCAAGCAAUCUGUUGGGCUACAUAACAAAUGUCUACGGUGGUAGCAUCUCGGCCAGUGCUCCCCGGGAUCCCGUAGCUAUCCAGAACAAGAUCACACAAACCAUAACAUAUCUGUUUGCAGCUAUGUAUGAGGUGCAGUGGACAACUUUCUUCCAAGACACAAUGAAGCUUACCUCGACCACCGGCUCUACAGCUAAAGAUAAUGGUCCGGGCACCAUCAUGUAUCUAAGACUACUCAUCAGCAUACAUGAUGAGAUUGCUGAUGCGAUGGUACCUAAGUCGCAAGAGGAGCAGAAGUCUGAUAUGCUGCUCAAAGAUCUGAUAAGGGAGCGUGACAUACAGUUGAUCUCAACCUCAUGGCACGACAUAUUGAGGCAAUGGACAGGCAAAGAAGACGCAAUCAUAGAACUCUGCCUAACGUGCAUUGGUAGAUGGGUUUCAUGGACGGACAUCUCCUUGGCCGUCAAUGCGCCGUUACUCGCUUUACUAUUUGAUCUUUUGAGCCCCGAUCACCUGGGAGAACAGGAUGCUAAAGUGCAAGGGAACAGAGAGACUGCGAUCAACACGUUCGUAGAUAUUCUAGGGAAGAAGAUGACCCCUAAUGACAAACUCGAGCUGAUUGAUGCUCUCAACGUCAAUGAGGCAAUAUCACAGCUUGUAAACGGUCGUUUGCUAUCUGGACAGCGGCACACUCCUGACUAUGAUACCGAUCUAGCUGAAGAUGUUGCGAAACUCGUCAACAACACUGUGGUUGAUAUUGUUAAGGCUAUUGAUAAUUCUAAAAACGAUACCGCCUUGCUCGUCCGAGGUAACACUCAGCUCAAGACAUUUCUCCCUCACAUCUUACGUUUUUUGUCCGAUGAGUAUGAUGAAAUCUGUGCUACUGUUAUCCCCUGUCUGAAUGAUCUUUUGGCUUUGUUGCGUAAAAGAGUCAGGAUCAAUGAUGAUUUCUCACGACAAAAUGCAUCCAUGCUGCCAAUGAUCCUGGAUGCCGUCGUAGCAAAAGUCAAAUACGAUGAGACGGCGGACUGGGGUAGCGAAGAUACGCAGACAGACGAGGCUGAAUUUCAAGACUUGCGGAAGAAGUUGCAUGUCCUCCAACAGGCCGUCGCCGUAGUGGACGAACAGAUGUACAACGAGAGAAUCACGAGCGUUGUCUUCUCGACAUUCGAUCAGUUCAAGAAUCAAAAUGGUCAGCUUGACUGGAGAGAACUUGAACUUGCGUUACACCAAAUGUAUCUUUUCGGCGAUUUAGCCACAAAAAAUGGUGGCCUUUACAGCAAGACAAAGCCGGUUUCGUCUGCGGCAGAACAGCUCGUUGGGAUGCUGUUCAAAUUAAUGGAAAGCAGCAUUGCCUCUUCGUCACACCCUGCCGUACAUCUACAGUUCAUGGAACUCGCCGUCCGAUAUUACAUGUUUUUCCAGGCAAACCCUACUUAUAUCAGUCAAGUACUUGAAUAUUUCGUAUCCUUUGUGCACCAUAAUCAUCCGAAGGUGAAGCUGAGGUCUUGGUACCUCCUUCAACGAUUUGUCAAGCAUGUGAGGCCCAAUCUGGGAAACAUUGCAGAGACUGUUAUACGAGCCUUAGCCGACCUCCUGCCCAUCAAAGCCGAGAUACCAGACGAAAAUUCUGAUCAUGACAAUGAUGAGACCUCGAGUAACGAUGGUCAAAGCGCCCAUGCAAGAUUCACCAGCCAGCUUUAUCUAUACGAAACUGUAGGAACUGUUUCAUCAGUAAAAGUACUACCGGUGGAGAAUCAGGCACUUCUUCUCAACUCUGUCAUUAAUCCAUUGUUUUCGGAUUUAGAGGCGCAUCUACAAAGCGCAACGUCUGGCAACAAACAAUCGCAGCUUCAGGUGCAUCAUCUGAUCAUGGCACUGGGCACUUUAGCAAGAGGAUAUUCUGAUUGGACACCAGCGUAUGCAGCGGACAAUGCCGUGCCACCAGCGGCAGCUGUAUCUGAGGAGUUCGGUAGAGUAUAUGAUGCUAUUCUUGUGGCUUUGGAGCAGCUCCGAUCAUCAUUUGAGAUUCGCGAAGCAGCCAGAUUCGCGUUCUCAAGGCUUAUUGGGGUCCUAGGCAAUAGGAUACUAACUCAGCUACCCAGGUGGAUUGAUGGGCUCCUAACUGUGGACUCAACCAAAGACGAGAUGGCGCUGUUCAUCAGAUUGCUUGAACAAGUAGUCUUUGGUUUCAAAACAGAGAUCUAUGGUAUCUUAAACUCACUACUCACUCCUCUAUUGCAAAGAGUAUUUAGCGGGAUCGCGGAGGCCGCGACAGGUACAGAUGAUGAGAUACAGCUCGCUGAGCUCAAACGCGAAUACCUUUCAUUUUUGACAACGGUCUUGAACAACGAUCUUGAGGCUGUGCUGGUCAGUGAAGGUAAAGUGAAUCGAAUGAGCUCCCAAUGCUCUUACGCUAAUAUUGGGAAAGUCAACCAACCCACGUUUAGUCUAGUCAUAUCUACCAUUGAGCACCUUGCGCGCGACGUCAGUGACUAUCCGACUGCUAAAUUAGCUCUGAACGUUCUGACUCGAAUGGUCUCUACAUGGGGCGGACCUGAUAUUGUUCCUCAAUUGCCGACCACAAAACCUGGUACUCUGCCAAACGGAGAAGGUAAGUCGAGACUAGAAGGCUUCGACCAGUUCAUGAUGACUCGAUUUUCUCCGUUAUGCUGGGCAAUACCAAGCAAUUCAUACUUUGACUCGAAGGACGCUCAGGGUAGACAAGUCCUCACGGAAGCUGCGGCGCUGCAAAAGGCAAUAUACAGCAAAUGUGGACAAGAUUAUUCUACCUACCUAAGGAACAUAGAACUAAGUGGCAUGGGCAUGAAUAAUCAAAGCAUAGAAGAAUACCUCAACGCCCUCAACAGCAUGGAUCUGAGGGGUUUCCAGCAAUACUUCAAGGUAUCUCAGCCAGGCUUGCGUUGA
This is a messenger RNA of Bacidia gigantensis, 3171 nucleotides long. RefSeq lists its product as uncharacterized. Gene Ontology annotation, molecular function: small GTPase binding; tRNA binding. Gene Ontology annotation, biological process: tRNA re-export from nucleus. The transcript is spliced from 3 exons. The record is from RefSeq and is a predicted model, not a curated record. Gene Ontology annotation, cellular component: nuclear pore; nuclear matrix; cytoplasm. Lineage: Eukaryota; Fungi; Ascomycota; Lecanoromycetes; Lecanorales; Ramalinaceae. Bases 1 to 3171 code for a protein of 1056 amino acids.